This is a messenger RNA of Ctenopharyngodon idella (grass carp), 4298 nucleotides long. It is a transcript of the gene mpz, whose product is annotated as myelin protein zero. NCBI's taxonomy places the organism in Eukaryota, Metazoa, Chordata, Actinopteri, Cypriniformes, Xenocyprididae. Bases 123 to 809 code for a protein of 228 amino acids. Gene Ontology annotation, cellular component: membrane. The transcript has 6 exons. Gene Ontology annotation, biological process: myelination. The record is from RefSeq and is a predicted model, not a curated record.
AGUCUCAUCUUGAUGCCCUCUGGUCUCAUUCCCUUCUUUCCCUCCAUCUCUUCUCCUUUCUCCAUCCCUCGCUCUCUCGGAACCCCUCACAUAUUGACCUGCGGGGAGAUCGGAGGGAGAUCAUGCUGUCUGUACUGGCACUGACGUCCGUGGUGCUCUUGGGCAUAGCCUCUCAGACCACGGCUAUAGUUGUGUACACAAGCUGGGAGAAACAUGCGUUGGUGGGCUCAGAUGUCAGACUCUCCUGCUCUUUCUUCUCCUGGCAGUGGACUUCUCCAGACGUGACCUUCUCAUGGCACUACCGUCCAGAUGGGGCUAGAGACAGCAUCGCAAUUUUCCACUAUGGAGGUGGAGCUCCUUACGUGGAUAACAAAGGCCCAUUCCGGGACCGCCUGGAGUUUGUGGGGAACCCCAGUCGCCGUGACGGUUCUAUCCUGAUCAAGAAUGUCGACUUCGGAGACAAUGGAACCUUCACCUGUGACGCCAAGAACCCACCUGACAUUGCCGGCCGCCCCUCCAGUGUUCGACUGCUGGUGUUUGAGAAGGUUCCAGUCCAGGCUGGCGUGAUAACAGGGGCCAUUAUUGGUGUAGUGUUGGGACUGCUGAUCCUCGUUGUGGCAAUUUACUAUCUGAUGCGUUUCCUGGUCGCCAGACGGGUGUUCAGCUUGAGCAUGAGCAAACAUGGCAAGAGAGGCAAAGGAAAAGAAGGAUCACCACAAAAACAGGCUUCGGCUGUGACGGAUCCGGCCAAGCUGAAGGCGGCAGCAUCAGAGAAGAAGAAACAGGAGUCUCGCAGAGAGAAGAAAUAGGGAUUGUGGAGCAGAGAGCUAGAGCUCCAGAGUGGGGCUGCCUCAACCCAGACCCAAGCCCAGGAAGAGGCAGAGGGGUUGGGGAAGCAGGGCAGGGUUCUUAUGACCAUUGAGCUAGAGCUCACUAAACAGGAGAGAGAGGGAGAGCAAACUAAAACGAGUCCCGCAGCGUUCUUUUCUCAACUCGCGCGCAAAAUCGCUCUCAAGUGAGAGAGGUAUGAAAAGAGGGGGUGGUGGAGAGUUUUGGAGGCGAGGAGUGAAAGAUGAAUCCUUAAAACAGGAGGACAGGAGAGGGGUGAAGUGUUUCUCAUUAUAAUCCCAACCAAAAAAAAACAAAAAACAUCUGUGUCCAAUCUAGGUGCAACACGAUAAAGCGACAAGCUAUAAACACAAUAGUUUUGUUAAAGAAAAUGUAUUACGCAGCUGUGACAAGAUAUUUUAUAAUUAUAAUAUAUAAUUAUUAAUUUGACAUAUUUUGGGUUGCUUGGGUUCUGCCUUUGUCACGUUAAUCGGGGUAGCUCCACCCACAUCAAAAUCUCAUUGGUCCAAAGUCACGCUCCGCAUGCAGUGAGGUUCAAAAAUCUGAAAAAGCUUCUAGUUUAAUACAUUUAAAUAAUACAUCAUAAAUUAUAUUAUCAGCAAAAUUAGACUGAAGAGGUGAUUAAAAAGUAUAUUUACAUUUCAAAUUCUCUUAGCAUUUGGUUUGUCUAAUAUUAUAAUUAGAUAUAAUUUAGGUUGCUUGGAUUCUGUUACGUUAAUUUGGGUAGCGUCGUUCACAUUAAAAUCUCAUUGGUCCACAAUCACACUAUGCAUGCAGUGAGGUUCAAAAAUCUGAAUAGCUUCUAUUUUGCAUUUUUCUACUUUCAGUAUAACAAUAAGUGAAAAUGUGAAAAAAAAAAAAUUGAAUAAUUCUUUUGCUUUAUUGACAGCAGCACUCGAGCUGCAUUAACUCCACAAGUUUAUGCAAACCCUGAUAUUCUCCAGCAUUAUUUGAGAUGAUCCAAAGAGCAUCUUGAGCUUAAGUGGAAGCAAGAACUAACUGUCUGUACAAAGGCAUUCACAUGCACAAUAUUUCUUAUUUAGGAAACUAGAAGUAGUGCAGCAUCUUGAAUACUUAUUUAUUUAUUUAGUUUUCAUUUUAAAUCCUAAAACUUUCUGGGUUUUCUCCAGGUUCAAAUUAGAUUUUGAAUCCCAGAUUUUCAGUGUGGACUUUUGAACCCCACUCUAGCUGUAAAUUAUACAUCUGUUCUCCGUUUUUUGUUUUCAGGGAGUACAGAUAAAUUACUUGUCGCCUGAAAGUUGUUGUAUUGCACCUGGUUAGGACACAGUCUUAAAAAUAACAUCACUUCAACAAAAUCACACAUUCACAACAAAACCCAGAGCUGAGAGCCGUCCAUUACACACAUACUGACAGAUGUGUUUUUUAGAGCUGUAAUAGUGGCAGAAUGGUGAAGAUUUCCUCUUUUUAAGUGACAGACCGCUAUGCCAUUUCUCUCUCUCUCUCUCUCUCUCUCUCUCUCUCUUUCUCUCUCUCUAUGUGUACACACAUGCAAUCUUAUACAAGAACACAAUCCUAGCCACACACUUUUCACACUUUGUACUCUUGCUGAAAAGUUAUUUUGGAAACUUUAUAUUAACUGUCUUUUUUUCUCGUUCCCUCUCUCUCUUUCUGUUUUUCUCUGUUUUACUGCCUGUCGCUCUGUUUUUGUCUGUCUUUGGUCUUCCUAUCCUCUAAUCUCUCUUCCUUAUAGCAUUUCUGACACUUUUUGUCUUUUUUCUACUUUUCCAUCUAUAAAUUCACCUUUCUUGUCAUCUGAUAUACUGGUGCUAUUACAUCACUUCCUGUAGGCCGGCCCCCUAAAGUAGCCUCCCUCCCCGCCCUUCAUUUACUGAGAGCUAAAUAAAGCACUAGUAUUUUUAGUCAUAGAAUCACAAACAUGCACUUUCUCACAGUUAAAAUUUCAUUUCAGUCCAAUAAAAUUCGUCCAUACUUUCUCAAACACACACUAACACUCAUGGCGUCAUCUCAUGUAUCCCAUCAUACAAUUUUAAGUGCCUUCCCAAAAAGUUUUUGACGACAGCAAUUUCGAAUUUGACUUAGAGUUGUACUGUGUUUUUACUCUGACCGCAGUGACUGAAAUACCCAAAAAUGACGUUGAUACUGUUGGCAGAGACACUCAAACACACGCUGUGAGAGUUACUUGAUACUCUAAGCCAAAUUCUCACGUCUGUCUGCGUAAGCUGUUGUCUGACAAACAGCUGAUUAUUUUAACACUCACUUGUAACUGGAGAACUAUCUCUAUAUCCCUUCUGUUCCUUUUUUAAAUGAUUGUCCAAUGAGGGCCGGCUCCUAUGGUGGCACUUUCCCCCUCCGACCUUCUCCAAACAUAUCAUUAGUAAGGCCCAUCACUCCAUCCGAGUCCUAGAUUUACUUCACCUCUCUCUAAUCCUCCUCUAACUAUCAAGAACACUCAUCCACCACCACCUCUUCUCAUCCCCUGUUUCUGCUGGUAAGAAAACCCCAGCACUCUCUCCUGCCCCCUGCUGCCCACAGGAGAAAAUGUUUUAAUUCGGCCGCAUUGUCACAAAGACUUCAAUGCAAAAAAUAAAAAAAAGUUAAUUUAGCUAGCUCUCUGCUAUGAUAGAUCCGUGUUUUUCACACGUUUGCGUGUGUAUGUUUGUAGUCUGAUGACAUGUCUGUAACCUGUCAACAUGUUAGGGGAACAAAACAUCAUAAAAACAACACUGUAGCAAUAUUCGUCAUGUCAUCGUUAGUAAUGACAAGCUGUGCAGCAGCACCCUGGGACUGUUUGUGUGUUGGAAGCAGAAAUGUAAUAGAGUUUAAUGAUGUUUAAUAAUAUUUCUGCACUUUCAUUUGACUGACAUGGCAGAAUUCAUGUGGUUGUUUCUUCAUAACAGUGUUUACCAUCAUGGUGUUGGCAUGCUCAGGGCAAAGAAAGUCUCAGAAAGGUUUUUGUGAGUGAUAUAAAUUAUUAAAUACUGGGAUGAAGACUUGGACUGAAUUCAUAUUCGGGUGAAAAGUCAAGCCAAAGUCCAAUAAACAUCUCAAUCUCACAGGAUAUGUUUUUCUUCUCAAGUCUUCAUGUCUAUGCAUGUCAGCCCCAAGCCAGAGAGGGGCUCUCAUUGGGAAUGCUGGGAAAAGUUAUAGAAUUGCGAAGGCUUGUGGGAAAUAUGUUUGUUAACCUACAGACAGAUGCUUUUUAUGCAUCUUAGAGUAAAUGUUGAGCAGCCACAUGGUACCUGCCAUUAAACUGUUUAAAUAUCGGGGAAUUCCCAUGUUGUAUGUAUUGGUACAGGUCUAUUUAACCGUUCUCUCUCCAAACUUCAUUUAAAACAUCUAAUUUAUUUUUUACUUUUAUUUUGACUUUAACCAAGCUAACUUUGAUUUUCUGUAAAAUGUCUUGUAAAAAGAAAAAUCUCAAAUUCAAAUAAUUUCAGAAAAACGUCAAUAAAAAAUCAGAUCCCUUG